Molecule: messenger RNA, 1140 nt
Organism: Hibiscus syriacus
Lineage: Eukaryota; Viridiplantae; Streptophyta; Magnoliopsida; Malvales; Malvaceae
Product: disease resistance protein RPM1-like
Exons: 2
Coding region: 1-1140 (379 amino acids)
Biological process (GO): defense response to other organism
Molecular function (GO): ADP binding
Source: RefSeq, a predicted model, not a curated record
AUGCCGAAGUGGCGGCGGCCGACGUGUUUGGCGACCGAGAAGAUAACCAGUUUGCUGCGUGAAGAUGUGGAGUUGCUAAGAGGAGUCCAUGAAGAAGUUGAAGAUAUCGAGAUCGAACUCGAGUUCAUUACAUGUUUCUUAAAAGAAGCAGAUGCAAUGGCAGCUAGAGAUCCGGGAUCUGGCAAUAUCGUCGUGGCUCGCCGUGAUCCUCGAGUUGGUAUGCAGUUUGUCCAUGACAAUGAGCUUGUCGGAAUAGAUUCACCGAGAAAUGAGUUGGUCCAUCGGUUGAUAUCCGGACCAUCCGUUCGCACCGUCGUUUCACUGGGCGGGAUCGGCAAGACGACACUUGCCAGGAAAGUUUAUGAAAACAAGACCGUGGUACAACAAUUUGAUUGCCAUGCUUGGGUCACAGUGUCUCAAUCAUUCCAUGCGGAAGAGCUGUUGAGGACCCUGUUGAGAUGCUUUUACGAGGCGAGGAAAGAGUCGCCUCCCGAUUCAAUCGGCCGGAUCGACGAAGAGGAGUUCAUCGGCAAAUCCAGAGAAUAUUUACAUGACAAGAGGUAUAUUGCUGUCUUUGAUGAUGCGUGGAACCAAGAUUUCUGGCAUAGUAUAGAACAUGUUCUGUUAGAUAACAACAAAGGUUGUAGGAUCAUCAUCACAACAAGAAAUGCAAAAGUUGCAGAAUUUUGUAAAAAGUCUUCACUCAUUCACGUCCAUAAUUUGAGACCCCUGCCUUUGGAAUUGGCCCGAGAGCUAUUACAUCGAACGGCCUUCCGGUUCGAUCCCGAAAAGCAGUGUCCCCCGGAAUCGAAGGACUUAUCUUUGGACAUUGUAAGAAGAUGUCAAGGGUUGCCACUUGCCACUGUGGACAUAGGAGGCCUUUUAUCAACCAAAGGCAAAGAUGUUGUGCAGUGGAAGAGUCUGCAUAAUCGGUUCAGCGCCGAGUUCAACGGCAACCCUCAUCUUACAGACAUCAAAAAGAUACUUUCAUUCAGUUACCAUGAUCUGCCUCACUAUCUCAAAUCAUGUUUCUUGUCUUUAGGCAUGUUCCCAGAAGAUUAUUCGAUCCGUUGCGGGAGAUUGUUCCGGUUGUGGGUUGCAGAAGGCUUUGUGAAACAAAAAACAAGAUAUAAAUUAUAA